AUGCCUUUUUAUCUUUCCUUUUUUUUAUUACUUGUUUAUAACAUUGUAAUAAAAGUAUAUGGUUGUAUUCAAAAUUUUGGAGUUACUAAAAAAAAUGAAUUAUUAUAUAUAAACAAUAAAUUUUUAUUAUGUGACAAGAGGUUUAAAAAAAAUAAAUAUAAUAUAAAUAAAAAUGUUAAUUGUAAUUUUUAUACAUCAUGUUCCAGAAGAAAUAAUAAUGUAGUUUAUUUUAAUAAAGAUAAAACAACAUUUGUAAGUUUAUUAAAUUCGCCUAUUGUAGGUAUUAAAAUAAAUGAUGAUAAAUGUAAUGCGGAUGUUAUAGAAGAACAGGAUCGCAAAGAUAAGGAAGAAAAAAAAAAAAAUGUAAAAGAUGAUUUAAAGAAUGUAAGUAACCAUCUUAUAAAGAAUAUAUAUACUAUAAAUAAUCUUCCUAAUCAUAAGAAUAAUUAUAAUUUAAUUAAUCUACAUCAUAAUGAAGAACCCUUUGCUGCUUUUUCCCCACAAUUUAAUAAUUAUUCAAUAUUAAAAGAAAAAAAAAAUAUAUAUUUUUAUAAACAUAGAAAUAAAUUAAAUGAUUGGUUAUGUACACAUUAUUUUCCACAAAAUAUAUCGUGUAGGUAUAUAAAAAAUGUAGUAUCUAAUUUUAGACUUUACGAUUUUAAUAUUAAGGAAAAUAUAUUGUAUCAUUUGUUGUUAAUGUAUAUUUAUUAUAAUAAGAAUGAUUAUAUGUCGUUUGAGAAAAAAAUAAAGUUAUUAAAUAUUGUUGAUCAAAAUAAAUAUAAGUUUAUAUUAGACCAUGCAAGGGUAUUACAUAAGGUGAUAAAAAAAGAAAAAUAUAAAAUCAUUAAACAUAUAUAUAAUGAAAAAAAUAAAGAAAGCAAUGUACAUAAUAAAAUUAAUGAUGAGAGACAUAAUACAAUACCUAUUUAUAAUAUAGAAUAUAAUAAUAAUAAUUCAUAUGAUGAUAUUAAUUAUAAUAACAAAAUUAUUGAUACGUAUUUAAAAAUGAGAAAAAAAUUAAAUAUUCUUUUUGUAACUUUAAAAAUAGAAAAUAAACAAAAUGUAUAUAAAAUAUAUAAAAAAAUAAAAAGAAAUAUAACAUUUUAUGAUUUUUAUGAUCGCUUACUUAUUUUGAAUUAUUUUCAUAUAUCUCAUAAACAUCGUUUAGUAUUAAUGUUUUUUAAAAAAUAUAUAUACAAGUUAUUAAAUAAACAAAAUAGUUUUAUAAUAAAUUUUAUAAAUUCUUUUUUUUCUCAAAAUAAUAUUUUAUCAAAAUAUAUGAUAUAUCCAAAAAGUACAUAUAAUUAUUCUUUAUAUAGUGUUAUACAAACACAUGAAAAUACAUAUGAACAUAUAAAAGAUAAAUACAAAUUAUAUUAUGUACCUAUAAAUACAUCGAAUUUUAUAGAGUAUUAUAUGAAAAAUUUUUUUUUUCCAUCCUAUUCACCACUCCAUAGAUAUAAUAAUAAUAACAUAUAUCAUAAUACAUUGGACACAAAAUUUUUAUUAUAUUUAAAUAUGUUACAUUCAUUUUUAGAAAUGAAAAAUUUUUAUUUUAUUAAUAAAUUUAUAGAACAAUUUUGCACGUACUAUUCAAACAAUAUAACUAAUCAUGUAAUAUAUGAUGAUCAUAAAUGGUCCCUUUUUAUUUUAACACUAUCCUUUUUAAUGAGAUAUGUAUAUAUGAAAAGAAAAUUUCAUAUAAUUAAUUUAAAAGAACAUCAAGAUUAUAUAUGUACACAUUAUGGAAAAGAAAGUGAUGAAUAUAAAAUGAAGGAUAUUAAAAAAGAAAAAAAUCAAAUGAAAAAAAUAAAGGAAAAGAAAUAUCUUCUUCAUAAUAAAGAUGAUAAUUACUUAUCAUAUCCUAUUCAUAUUUACAAUGAGAAUAUUUUUAAUUAUGAGCAAAAUUCUUGUAUGACGAAUUCUUAUGAUAAUUUAAAUCAUCAUAUAAUUUCAUAUAUUAAAAAUGUAAUGACAAGCACACAUAAACAUAAUAAACGAAAAAGUAUGUAUAAAAAUAUAUCCGUUUUAUUAUUUUUACAAUAUGUUUUUUUGCUUAAUUUAAAUAUAGACACUACUCAUUUUUUAAAUAAAAAGUCAGAUACAUAUUUUGAAAAUAGCUAUAAUUUAGGAGGUACACAUAACGAAAAGGAUCCAUGUAAUAAGAAAGAAAAGUGUAAUGAAAAUGUUAAUUCGAAAUUUGAGAGGAUAGAAAAAAAAGAAAAUAAUAAAAAUCAAUAUCGUGAUGAUAAUAAUAAAUAUUGUGAUGAUAAUAAUAAAUACUGUGAUGAUAAUAAUAACUAUUGUGAUGAUAAUAAUAAAUAUUGUGAUGAUAAUAAUAAAUAUUGUGAUGAUAAUAAUAAAUAUUGUGAUGAUAAUAAUAACUAUUGUGAUAAUAAUAAUAAUUAUGCCGAAAGCAAAGGUAAGACUUAUAAUAUAUCAACUUUUUUCCCCUCACAUGACAAAAAUAUAACGAAAGAUACCUAUUUAGAUUCUAAUAAUUUUUUAUUAUGUUUUCUUAUUAAAGGAUAUAAAAAUAUUUUAAAAAGUUGCUUGAAAGAAACAAAUUCAAUAAGUGACAGCAUGAUGUUUUAUAAUUACAACUUUGAACAAUUAUAUUAUUUUAUCGAAACAUAUUUAAAUGAUUAUAUAAAUAAAUAUUAUUUAAUAAUUAAUGAUAAAAAUAAACAAGAUGAAAUAAUUUUAAAUAUAAAACCUAUUUUAGAUUUGUUUCAAAUAAAUAUUCUCUUUUUUUUUAAAUUAUUACAUGUAUUAGAUAUAUGUAAUUAUAAAAAUAUUACCCUAUCUAUUAUAAAUAAGUGUAAACAAAAAAAAUGGUUUAAAAUUAUUAAUAGAAAGGUUAUAAAAUUAUUAAUAAAUAAAUUUAAAUGUAGAAAUAAUAAAAAUUAUAAAAAUUAUGAAAAUUAUAAAAAUUAUGAAAAUUAUAAAAAUUAUAAAAAUUAUAAAAAGAAUUUGUAUAUAUACUCCUUAACAUUUAUUGAAAAUAAAGCAAUAUCUGAAUAUAUGGAUAUAUAUAAUAAAUAUAAAAUAAUUAUAAAUUCAUAUGAUAAAAAAUGUAUUAAAAAAAAUUUCUAUUCAUUCAUUGAAGGAGAUAUCAAAAUAAAUGAAAAAAAAAAAAAAAAUAAAAUAAAAAAUAAAAUAAAAAAUAAUAAUAUUAAUAAUUAUAAUAUGUCAACAAAGAAGUGUUUUAAAAUAUUUAAGAAAUAUACCAUACCAUUAAAUAUAAAACAACUCUUCUUUCUUUUUCAUCAUCUACAAAAAUUUAAUUUAAAUUAUGAAAUUAUCCUUUUAUAUAACCAUUUGUUGAAAUAUAAUAAAUAUUUUAAGAGAAAUAUUUAUUUAGACAAAGAUACAGAAAUUAUGAGAAAAAAAAAGAAAGAUAUAAAAUCUUCAAGGCAUAUAUAUAGAAAUAUUUUUUCUAUUUAUAUUAAUUCCAUUUUAAGUGUAGAUAAUUCAUUAUUAUUAAAUAAUGAGGAAGAAAUAAUAAAAAAUAAAAAAAAUAAAAAAAUUAAAAUUAAAAUAAAAAAUUUCAUAUGUCCAUCUACAUAUUGUAUCCUUUAUAAAACCCCUUUGUAUAUAUUUCUUCAUUUUAUAAAAAAGUAUAGAAACAAGAAACUACAAAUCGCACAACAAGAAUGUGAUUAUACUUGCCAUGAUCAUUUUGAUGACGAUAAGAAUGUUUAUCCUUUACAGAAUAGGAAAUGUGUAGAAGAAGUUAAACAUAUGAAUAUAAUGCAAAAGGAGGAUCUCUUAAAAGAAGGGGAUCUCAUAAAAGAAGGGGAUCUCAUAAAAGAAGGGGAUCUCAUAAAAGAAGGGGAUCUCAUAAAAAAAGAGGAUCUCAUAAAAGAAGGGGAUCUCAUAAAAGAAGGGGAUCUCAUAAAAAAUGAUGAUAAUAUAAACCGUGUGAAUAACCUAAAAAAUGAUGAUAAUAUAAACCAUAUUAACCAUGGCUCUAUUAAUAUUAAAAACUCCAUUGAACAUAUAAUAGGUGGAAACGAUUUCUUUACUUCCCUUGAUGAAGAGACAUUAAAGAAAUUCAAAAAAAGUAAACUGGUGAACAAAUUUUUUAAUGAUGCACAUAAUGCUACAUAUAAAUUAUUAACCAAAAAAGACUACACAUUAAUAUUUUAUAUUAUAAUGAAAUAUAUAUAUAAACAUAAAAUAAAAUAUACAUAUGACAUUUUAUGUAAUGAUAAAGAAAAUAAUUUAAAUAUAAAGAAAAAAAAUAAAAAUAGGAAUAAAUAUUAUAAUAAUAUAUUAUAUAUAUAUUUAUAUUUUUUAUUGACCUUAAAAUGUUAUAUGAAUAUAUAUAAAAUGGAUCAGAUAAAUUUUUUAAUUAUAUUAAAAAUAUUUUUAAUAAUGGGUGACAUGACUAGUUUUGAAAAUUUUCUUUUAAUAAAUAAAAAUAAGAAAUUGAUUGAUGAUAAUAUAUUAUAUAUAAAUUCUUUAAUAAAUAAUUAUUUUUUUGAUAGUUAUAAAAACAACAUAAAAGCAUUAAACGAAAAAGAUAAUAAUAUUAUAUUUCCUAUGGAAAAAGGAAUAUGUAUAGAUAUGUAUAUAAUGAAAGAUAAGAAUUUAUUAAUAUAUAAUUUAAAUUAUUACAAACUAGUUAAAAAAUUUUAUAACAUAUUUAAACAUGAGAAUAUAUUAAAAAUAUAUUUUUUCUUUGAUUGUAGAAAAAUAUCACACACAUUAUUAAAUUUAUCAUCAAUCUUUUAUAAUUUAUCAUUUUUAAACAAUCAACAAUUUGUAAAAUAUAUAUGUGAUAAAGAAAGAAUUUUAUUAUCUCCUAAAAAUAUUUAUGAGGUUUCUAAGUUUGUUAUAUUCUAUGGAAAUUGCAUGUUUAAAAAGAGCAAAAUUUUUGAAUUCUUAACAUCUUUUUGUAAAAAUGUUUCUAUUCAAAAAAAUGAUUUAAUUAAAGAUGCUUAUGUCUUUUCAAUCACAGGAGGAUAA
Plasmodium reichenowi is the source of this 4974-nucleotide messenger RNA. RefSeq lists its product as hypothetical. The transcript has a single exon. Bases 1 to 4974 code for a protein of 1657 amino acids. NCBI's taxonomy places the organism in Eukaryota, Apicomplexa, Aconoidasida, Haemosporida, Plasmodiidae. The record is from RefSeq and is a predicted model, not a curated record.